Messenger RNA from Sturnus vulgaris (Common starling), 2166 nucleotides. Its product is annotated as gamma-aminobutyric acid receptor subunit rho-2. NCBI's taxonomy places the organism in Eukaryota, Metazoa, Chordata, Aves, Passeriformes, Sturnidae. The record is from RefSeq and is a predicted model, not a curated record. Gene Ontology annotation, molecular function: GABA-A receptor activity; extracellular ligand-gated monoatomic ion channel activity. Gene Ontology annotation, biological process: monoatomic ion transmembrane transport. Gene Ontology annotation, cellular component: membrane.
AGUAGCUCAUAUUCUGUCUUCAACAAUAUGAAAAAUCAGACAGAAAAUAAAACCUCAACUGCCCUAAAUCCAUUAAAAUACAUACAUUUUACAAUGAGAUACAUGUCUGAAAUGCAGCACAAGCAGUUACCAGUUGAAAAAGAUGCUGUACAGAGGAUCAAAAAAUGUAGAAAGCCUAAUGAAAAGGGACAGCCUGGUUUUACAGUCUGGCAGGGGGAUAGCACUGAGAUUAGGGGAUUGAGCAAAAAGCCGGCGUGCAGAAUUGCGGGUUUUUAUAUAAUGGCUUUAGUGAGUAUCCUUUAGGACCCAGUGGAAAUGUUCGGUGAGGCAAACUUGGUGAGUAAUGGCCAAUCAUUAAGCGGUGAUGAGGGAAAAGCGCCGAGUGCGAAGCCCCGGAGAGCCUGUCGAAUGCACCGCGCCGGGAGCGCAGCGUUUCUGCCGCUGAUCGCCGACCAACACGACACGCCAGAAUUAGAGUUGAUUCAAUGUUCAAGCCCGGGGGGAUUUGUGCUACAGGAGGUCACUGGAGUGCAGAGUGCCCGGCUCCCAUUUCCAGCAAGAUGCCUUAUUUCGCAAAACUCCUUUUAUUAAUCUUCUGCUUAGUUCUUCUUGUGGAAAGCAGAAGGCACAGGAGGAGGAGGUGGACGAACCAUUUGGAUGUGCAGAGGGCAAGUCACAUCUUUAAGAGGAAUCACGACUUGACCAAAGCUUGGAAAGGAAAGACAGAGCAGCUUCUCAGAGUCAAUGAACAUGACUUCACCAUGCGGCCAGCCUUUGGAGGCCCUGCGAUUCCUGUUGGGGUGGAUGUGCAAGUUGAAAGCUUGGACAGUAUUUCUGAGGUUGACAUGGAUUUCACUAUGACCUUGUACUUAAGGCACUACUGGAAGGAUGAGCGCCUCUCGUUUCCCAGCACCAACAAUAAGAGCAUGACCUUUGAUGGCAGGCUGGUGAAGAAGAUCUGGGUCCCUGAUGUCUUCUUCGUGCAUUCCAAGAGAUCCUUCAUCCAUGACACCACCACGGACAACAUCAUGCUGCGAGUGUUCCCUGAUGGGCACGUCCUCUACAGCAUGAGGGUCACAGUGACAGCAAUGUGCAACAUGGACUUCAGCCACUUCCCCCUGGACUCCCAGACAUGUUCUCUGGAGCUGGAAAGCUAUGCUUACACUGAUGAAGAUCUCAUGCUGUAUUGGAAAAAUGGGAAUGAAUCUCUGAAAACUGACGAGAAAAUUUCUUUGUCUCAGUUUUUGAUACAAAAAUUCCACACCACAUCAAGACUGGCUUUCUACAGUAGCACAGGGUGGUACAAUCGCCUCUAUAUAAAUUUCACUUUACGCCGACACAUCUUCUUCUUCCUGCUCCAAACCUACUUCCCUGCCACUCUCAUGGUCAUGUUGUCCUGGGUGUCCUUCUGGAUCGACCGACGAGCAGUUCCUGCCAGAGUCUCUUUGGGGAUAACCACCGUGCUGACCAUGUCCACGAUCAUCACUGGGGUGAAUGCCUCCAUGCCUCGUGUUUCCUACAUCAAAGCAGUGGACAUUUACCUGUGGGUCAGUUUUGUGUUUGUCUUCCUCUCUGUGCUGGAGUACGCGGCUGUGAAUUACCUGACAACGGUGCAAGAGCGGAAGGAGAGGAAACUGCGGGAGAGGUUUCCGUGCUCAUGUGGAAUGCCUCACUCGAAAACUAUGAUGCUGGAUGGAAACUACAGUGAAUCUGAUGCCAACAGCCUGGCAGGGUAUACAAGAAACCAGAUGGUACCAGAAGAAGAAAAACCAGAAAAGAUGGUUGUGCAUUUAGCUAUGAGCAAUGAAUCUAAUUCAUCAAGGAAGAGAGGCCUGAAGGGCCAUGUGGGCUUGCGCAUCAUCCAGAACACUCAUGCAAUCGAUAAAUAUUCAAGAUUAAUAUUCCCAGGCACCUAUAUAUUUUUUAAUUUGAUAUAUUGGUCUGUCUUUAGCUAAGCAUGCUGGCACAGCAGUGACUGAAUCAGAAGACAUCUACAAAACACUCUUUUGUUGGUACUUUUUUUUUUCUAAUCUGUACACAGAGCUAGAAACCUGAUUAUUUCAUUGCUUUUUUGAAGGAUAAAUGGGAGGACACAUCCUCCAGGAGGCAAUUCCACGUGCAGGCCUCAAGGAGGAACUUGCUGUGCUGGUUGGUUUCCAGCCCACC